UUUUCCACUUUGCCUUGGUGCGAUUUAACGCUAUUUUUCUUGACAAGACUCGAAAAGCGUGCCAUUGCUACAGUCGCUUUCUCUCGCUUCUUCUCCAACGAUUCUUUAUUAUUGCGUCCUGUGUGUUGUCUCCAUUUAUAAACGCGUUAUUUAAUACCACACCGCUGUACUCUCAAAUACCCAGAAUGAUCGAGUUGACAGAAAAUGAAGUGGCCUUCGGCAAGCGACUAGCUCAUGUCGACAAAGAAGUCCGCGAUCUCGCUAUCGAAAAGUUUGGUAUUAUCCUGUCGCGCGAGGAGGAAUUUACGCACAUGGAGAUGGUGCGGCAUUGGAAAGCGCUGUUCUACUGCUUCUGGCUGUCUGACAUGCCUCUGGUGCAACAGGAGCUGUCGUGGGAUCUAGCAAACAUGGUUCUCAAGUGCCAGGGCGCAAACCGGGUGCAGUUUGUCCGGGCCUUUUGGGAAACAAUUAGCCGGGAGUGGUUUGAUAUUGACAAACACCGCAUAGACAAAUAUCUUUUGCUGAUACGUCGCAUGGUCUUUUUCACUUUCCGGUCGAUGCACCAAAGCGACUGGAAUGAGCAGCUGGUCCGCGAGUACAUUGAUGUGUACUACCAGUUCCCAAUCAACCCGACCGAUCCGAAGGUUCCCAACAGCACCCGCUCGCACAUUGCUGAUGUAUACGUCGACGAGCUUGUCCGGUUGUCGACAGAGAUUCUGAAGAGCUCAGAUGAGGACGAGGCCGAGGCCGAAGUGGCUAAAAUACCCGUUACAACCCUGUUGGAGCCAUUCAUGCGGUUCAUCGGGACCACGACGAUCAAGCACCUUCCACCACAGAUCCAGGAGUCUGUGUUCGAAAACAUGGUUAUUCGCAUUGCUGAUGCCGAAGAGCGGGCCAACAACGGUGACAACGCGUCGGACUCAGAGAGUGAGGGUAUUGUUCGCGACAACCAGAUCGAGCAUGAGACCCUCGAUAAGGUGCAGUUUUUGAUUGACAGCAUGUCGGCGAUCAAGGAGCGCAUAUUUGCCGUGGCCAGCGAGGAGAGCAUGCGGGCGAUGGGACGCAGACGUCUAUACGCGCUCUACCAGAUUCUGUGCGACACGUUCCCCAACGAAGACACUGACGUGCCUCUGCAGACGCGCAUCACCGUAAACGAGCCGAUUGGAGCCCAGGAGCGCAAGAUCGCCAAUAAGCACAAGCGCAAGAGGGAGGCCAAGAAGGUCGAGCGCAAGCAGAAGAAGAAGGACCUCGCAACUAGCAUUCUCAAAACGGAGGCUAUGGACUUUGACAUUAACGCUUUGGAGAACCUCGCAACUGUUGACGAGGAGCGCAAAUUCCAGGAUGACAUUGUCAAAAUCCGCGAGAUGGAUAAGCGCGCUGGACUUGACGCGCUGGAGGAAGCCUGUAAGAGCAAGAAGAGCAAGAAGAACGCGCGUGCCGAGAAGAAAAAGCAGACCCAGCAGAUAAUCAGUGAGGCUGCCGUUUCGAGUGCUGCCGUCGAUGACCAGCAGGAGGCGCCUGAGCUGAUUGCGAUCGAGCCCGUUGACAAGCGCUCACCAAAGAAAGCCAAGGCUGCAGCCAAGCGUGCCGGCGCCGAUAGCGUUAAUGUGACCGAUAAUGAUGGUUGGGAAAUCCAGGAUAGGAGCACCAAGGUUGCGCCAGAGGCACCCAGCAGUGGUGUCAAGCGCAGGCGCAACAGUGACCAGACCAUGCUAGCCGAAGCCCUGAAAAACAUUGUUGUCCAUGACAGGGUUGCCGCUGUGCCCGCGCUGGCCCCCGUGGCUGCGUCGGCAAAGCCUACCAAGGGCAAGGCAGGCGCUGCCUCAAACACUCCCGUCGCGAAGGACGAACCCGUUGCCAAUGGCAAGGCCAUCCGCUCGGAUAAGAAGAAGCUAACGUGGGCCCUUGAGCGCAACACGGUCAAGCGGUUUUUGAAGAAGGUGCCCAUGCUCCCAUCCACAGACUCGACGCCCAUCACACCGGAGAAUGUGAAGCCUGCGCUGCGCAAACAGUCUGCCUACUCCGACGAGCCUGACGCAUCGGCAUCGCCACUGAAGCCCGUGCAGCAGAAGCAGCCCAAGAAGGAAAUCCAGAUUGUUAUUAAUGGUCAAACGAGCACGCCACAACGUGGAAACAAGAGACAGAAGAGGCGCGCGUAAAGGAUGGCGAGUAUAACCCAAUGUUUAAAGUAGAGUUUCGAUAUUUCAUUUCCAAUAUUUUUCUUCCCAUCUAGUACAGUACACUAUUGAAAAUGGAUUUUGGAAUUUAUAGCGAAAUUCUGGAUUUUUAAGCUGG
This is a messenger RNA of Kickxella alabastrina, 2295 nucleotides long. RefSeq names its product nucleolar protein,Nop52-domain-containing protein. The transcript is spliced from 2 exons. Lineage: Eukaryota; Fungi; Kickxellomycota; Kickxellomycetes; Kickxellales; Kickxellaceae. Gene Ontology annotation, biological process: rRNA processing. The record is from RefSeq and is a predicted model, not a curated record. Bases 186 to 2159 code for a protein of 657 amino acids. Gene Ontology annotation, cellular component: preribosome, large subunit precursor; nucleus; preribosome, small subunit precursor.